This is a messenger RNA of Clunio marinus, 300 nucleotides long. The record is from the annotation of a GenBank genome assembly. Lineage: Eukaryota; Metazoa; Arthropoda; Insecta; Diptera; Chironomidae.
AUGAAACAUCAUUCAGCAUCUCAGACGUGCAACGUCCUAAAUCAACAUCUUGAAGAACUUCAUAAUCAACAUACUGUUAAGUAUCGAAAAUUAAAAGUAAACAAAAAGGGAAGAAAUAAAAAGGAAGAAGAAGAUACACAAAAAACAGAAAGUGAAAGGUCAGAACCAAAGGGUUUUGAGGCUGAUAUGCUUUAUGACUUUCCGAGAUAUGUAUUUAUGGAAAGGUGCAACGACUUUGCUUUCGUCUCUCGUCUCAUAAAAGAUGAGAUUUGUGGGAGGCGUAAUGUGACAACAGAAUGA